AACAUUAGUCGUCUUGUCUGACAAGUCAGUAUCGCUUGAUUCUCGAAGGCGAAGUCAUUAUCAUGGCCAUGUACACACGUCCAUUCAGUGUUCUCCUCGUGUUGUGUUAUCUGUUCACGUUGAUUCGGACAGGAAUUGUCCGGAGGACCGCCGAAGGCACACCAGAUCGCACCUGUGGUUACACCGGCUGUCCAAAAACUCAUCCGGAAAAAUUGAACGUUCAUCUUGUUCCGCAUUCGCAUGACGACGUGGGAUGGCGGAAGACCAUUGACCAGUAUUUUUACGGAUCCCGACAAGAAAUACAGAUUGCGAAUGUCCAAUCGAUCAUCGAUACGGUGAUACAGGCGCUGAGGAAAGACCCUGAAAGAAGAUUCAUUUACGUUGAGACGGCAUACCUAUGGAAAUGGUGGAACCUGCAAGAUGCCGAAGUUCACGACGAGGUGAAGACGCUCAUAAAGGAAGGACGACUGGAGAUCAUCGGCGGUGCCUGGAGUAUGAAUGACGAGGCCACCACUCAUUACCAGUGUAUCAUCGAUCAAUCCACUUGGGGAUUCAGACGAUUAAAUGACACAUUCGGGGAAUGCGCGAGACCGAAAAUCGGUUGGCAAAUCGACUCCUUUGGGCAUUCGCGGGAGCAAGCAUCUCUCUUCGCUCAAUUUGGAUUCGAUGCGAUGUUCUUCGCAAGACUCGACUGGGAAGACAAGGAACAACGCUUGAAAGAAAAAACCGCGGAAUUUGUGUGGAGAGCGAGUCCAAAUCUGGGUGAAAAAGUGAAUUUAUUCUCAGUGGCAUUAUAUAAUCAUUAUAGUGCACCCACUGGCUUUUGCUGGGAUAUGCUCUGUGAAAAUUUGCCAUUAGAUGAUCAAUCGUCGAAUGGCACCAAAAAUACUGAGAAUAAGAUCAAUCGAUUCUACAACUACGUGAUGAGACAAGCGUCGCAUUACCAGACGAAUAACAUAAUUCUGACGAUGGGAGACGACUUUCACUAUCAGCAGGCGGAGAUCUAUUUCAGUAACAUGGACAAAUUGAUUAGAUAUACAAACGAACUCUACGGCAAGGAAAUUAACGUCUUUUACUCAACGCCUUCGUGCUACGCAAAAUCCUUGAACGAGGCGAAUAAGACUUGGACGACAAAGUCCGACGACUUUUUUCCAUACAGUCACAACGAGCGCUCCUUCUGGACGGGUUACUACACCUCCAGACCAACGCUGAAGCAUUUCGAAAGACUGGGGAACAAUCUCCUUCAAGUAGUGAAGCAGCUGUCGGUCAUGUCCCAUCACCCAGACAGCGAGAACCUGCAGAUCUUCCGAGAAGUGAUGGGAGUGAUGCAGCACCACGACGCGAUAACCGGCACCGAGAAGCAGCACGUGGCCGAGGACUACGCCAAGUUCUUGCACGAGGGAAUAACUCAAGGGGAAGCUCUCGCCGCCAAGUCCCUGUCUCAAUUGUCUUCCAAGAACGAAAAUACGAACGAACCCUUCAAAACUUGUCUAUUACUGAAUAUAAGUGCAUGCGACCCCUCGGAGGCCUCCUCCACGUUCAUCGUGACCCUCUGGAACCCCCAGAGCCAUCAGGACUCACCGUACAUUCGACUUCCGGUCAUCGGAAAGGGUUACGUCAUCAGGGAUCCCCUGGGAGCAGAAGUUCCUCAUCAAUUGAUUCCAGUUCCAGUUACAGUUUCGAAAAUUCCCGGACGCAAUAGCAGCGCCACUCGAGAACUCGUAUUUCGAGCCUCUGGGAUUCCCCCGCUUGGCUACAAGUCCUACCACGUAACGCGACGAGAGGGCGAAAAUGUCUUGGAUGAAGUGACUCCAGAGGCCGAUGUCACGUCGAUAGGAGUAAAACACAAUAUCUCAGUCCAUGAUAACGGAAAUGUCAUAAUCGAAUGGAAAAAUCAGGAUCUGAGGGUCAUUCAGUCUAUGAAUUAUUACAACGGGGGUAAAAGAUACUUUUCCUCCGGAGCAUAUCUCUUCCGCCCUCAAAAUUCAUCUGCCUACCCCUGCAAUUAUACUGGCACCUACAAAUUUUAUCGGGGAUCUCUCGUCGAGGAGCUGCACCUUACGGUCAACGAUUACGUCAGUCAGGUGGUGCGGGUUUAUGAUGGAGAGGAGAGGGUUGAGGUCGAGUGGAUGGUUGGUCCCAUCCCUGUGGAUGAUGAAGUGGCGAAGGAAGUGAUCGUCAAGUACUCGAGUAAUCUUGUGACCAAGGGGAAUUUUUAUACCGACAGCAAUGGUCGGGAGAUGAUGAAGAGGGUGAGAAAUUCAAGGCCAACGUGGAAUUUGAGUAUUUUACUGGAGCCAGUGGCAUCGAAUUACUACCCGGUGACGACGAGGAUCUCGCUGCUGGAUGAGGGAGGAAAAAUGAGGCUCAGUAUUUUGAAUGAUAGGGCACAGGGGGGCAGCAGUAUCAAUGAUGGUGAGCUGGAGCUUAUGCUGCAUAGGAGACUUCUCAGGGAUGAUCAGCUUGGGGUUGGCGAGCCGCUGAAUGAACAGGCUUUUGGCACUGGAGUCGUGGCCAGGGGGAUACACUACCUCGUGGGUAGCAAUAUGGAGGAACGUGAUGAUGCUGCUGGCAAGGAGAAGACGCUCAUGAAAAAUCUUGCCCUGAAACCUUGGGUUUUCAUCACUCCAGUGGAGAAUGUCGUCUUCGAGGACUGGAAAAAAGAUCAUCAGAUGGAGUUCAGUGGAUUGAACUCCAGACUACCGCCUAGCGUUCAUAUUCUCACGUUGGAACCCUGGAAAGACGGACAGAUUCUACUCCGGCUGGAACAUAUUUUCGAAAUUGAUGAGGCGACGGAGUUAUCCAAGUCUGUCCAGGUCAACCUUACGGAUCUCUUCGCGUAUUUCACAAUCAAAGAAGUUAGGGAGACAACUUUAGGAGCGAAUCAAUGGAUCGAGGAUAUGCGUCGUCUGAAGUGGGUGAUCCAAUCAAAUGAAGUUCCUGAUCAACUUCAGGAGAGCGUAACUUUGCCAGUAAAUAACGGAACAAUUGCGAUUCUCUUGAAUCCAAUGGAAAUUCGUACGUUCAUCAUCUCGAUUGAACAGAAAUCCUGAAAGAACAGAAUGAAAAUUAAUUUAGGUCAAUUUUUCCCGAUAUUCUUGUAAAUAAAAUAUGAAAUAAUUGAAGCUCA
This is a messenger RNA of Fopius arisanus, 3130 nucleotides long. RefSeq names its product lysosomal alpha-mannosidase-like. Lineage: Eukaryota; Metazoa; Arthropoda; Insecta; Hymenoptera; Braconidae. Gene Ontology annotation, biological process: mannose metabolic process. The transcript has 10 exons. Bases 63 to 3053 code for a protein of 996 amino acids. Gene Ontology annotation, cellular component: lysosome. The record is from RefSeq and is a predicted model, not a curated record. Gene Ontology annotation, molecular function: carbohydrate binding; alpha-mannosidase activity.